GGGUCCCGCCCCCGCCCCGUGUCACCGAACCGGCGCUGCCCGCGCCCGCCGCGCCAGCGCCCCGCCCGCCGCUCGGCCUUCCCGCGGGGCUGCGGCGCCUCCCUCGCGGGGGAUUCACCCCUGAGUCAGCAAAGUCGCGCCCGCCGGCUCUUUCGGCACCGCCCGCGGGGACCGUGUGAGGGUCGGGGAUGCGGCUCCUGGGCGGAGGCGCCGGGCGCGCGUGAGCCGCGGCUCUGCAGGGGCACGGCCGAGGCCGCGGUGUCCUCGCUGUGACACGGCCGCGAUGCCCGACGGGCGCGCCGGGCGCUGCCCCGCGCCGGCCCGGGGACAGCGCUGAGCCGGGCAGCCUCACGCCCAGCAAGAGCCCCCGUUCCCCGAGGACCCCCCGUUCGCCUCACGGCCGAUGAGACUCCCCCCGCGCCUCUGCGGCUCUCCGCCCUUCUGUUGAGUCUUCAAGCCCAGGAGGAUCAGCAGCCUCUGACGACCAUGAGUUCGACCCCUCGGCUGACAUGCUGGUGCACGACUUCGACGACGAGCGCACACUAGAGGAGGAGGAGAUGAUGGAAGGGGAGACAAACUUCAGGUCUGAAAUCGAGGAUCUCAACAGGGAGAGUGACAUGCCCAUCCAGGAGCUGCUGAGCCGCUAUGGCUACGAUGGCACCGUGCCCCUGCAGGAGGAGGAGGAGGAGGAGGAGGAAGAAGAGGAGGAGGAGGAGGGAGAAGAUGAUGAUGAUGUCGAUAACGAUGACAACAGCGGCUGCAGUGGGGAAAACAAGGAGGAGACCAUCAAGGACUCGUCGGGGCAGGAGGAUGAGACCCAGUCCUCCAACGAUGAGCCAGCCCCAUCUGUGGCCUCCCAGGACCCCCAGGAGAUCAUUCGCCCUCGGCGCUGUAAAUAUUUUGAUACCAAUAGUGAAAUAGAGGAGGAAUCUGAAGAAGAUGAAGAUUAUAUUCCCUCAGAAGACUGGAAAAAGGAAAUCAUGGUGGGCUCUAUGUUCCAGGCUGAAAUUCCAGCUGGCACCUGCAAAUACAAAGAGAAUGAAAAAGUGUAUGAAAAUGAUGACCAGCUGCUCUGGAACCCUGACUUUUUACCAGAGGACAAAGUCAUAGAAUUCCUCAACGAGGCCUCGAGGCGCACGGGAGAGGAGAAGGGCCUGGAUGCAAUUCCUGAGGGCUCCCACAUUAAAGACAAUGAGCAGGCCCUCUAUGAGCUGGUGAAGUGCAACUUUGACACGGAGGAGUCCUUGAGGAGGCUGAGGUUCAAUGUGAAAGCAGCCAGGGAAGAAUUGUCUGUUUGGACAGAAGAGGAGUGCAGGAACUUUGAGCAAGGGCUGAAAGUCUAUGGCAAGGAUUUCCACGUGAUUCAGGCAAAUAAGGUGCGGACCCGCUCGGUGGGGGAGUGUGUGGCUUUCUAUUACAUGUGGAAAAAGUCGGAACGUUACGAUUUCUUCGCUCAGCAGACCCGCUUUGGGAAGAAAAAAUACAACCUGCACCCUGGGGUCACGGAUUACAUGGACCGCCUGCUGGACGAGAGCGAGAGCGCCGCCUCCAGCCGGGCCCCGUCGCCGCCGCCCACGGCCUCCAACAGCAGCACCAGCCAAUCAGAGCGGGAGGAGUGCGCCUCGGGCAGCACCCCCAACGGUGUCUCUGCCAACGGCCCAGGGGAGGUGCCAGGCAAGGAGGAGGCCAGGCCCGAGGGGCUGCACGCCAAUGGACCCUGCAGUGGGAAGAAAACGCCUCACCCAGAGCUGGACACCAACGGCUACGAGCCCGAAAACCUCCCCAGCGACCCCAGAGGGACCCCCAGGAACGAGCCUGAGCUGGAGGAGAAGAGCGAGAGGCCUCUGAAAAGGAGGAGAAUGAACAGCAAUGGGAAGGAGAGCCCGGGUGCUUCAGAGCUCUUCCAGGAAACCAAUUCCCACGGGAAGCUGGAGGAGCUGGAGACGCUGGAAGACUGAGUGCUGGGAGCUGAUUUUAUUCCUUGGAGUAAAUUCUGGGUGUCUAAAAUUUUCAGGGUUGAUGGGUUACCUUCCAAAGUCCAGUUCCAUAAACAAUCUGAGAUUUUGUUUUUGUUUCCUGAGACCUUCUAGUCGGCUCUAAAGAUCCGAUGAUUUGGUUUUCUUCAGUGCUGAAAAGCAGCAGGAGAAUAUUGAAUUUCUCAGAGCUGGCAGCCGCAGUUCUGGGAUAAAAAGGCUCUUAAAUAUUUAAGGAACAAAGCAGUGAGUUGCUGCAAAAAUAUUCCCAGCCUAAUACAUUAAAGAAUGUGUUAAUACAGCAUUUAAUGUAUAAAACAGCAUUUAAUCAGUGUACAAGUGAACAAAGCAUUUGGGGCUUUGCAGGAAGUUAAAAUAAAACAGGAAAAGCCAAGACAGAGCAGGCACAGAGACUUCCACUCCUGCUGGAGAGAGGAAAAUGUCAUCCCAUCAUUAAGGAACCCUCAUGAAUCCUGAAAGUUAUGAGCACAACUAUUUUUAUAUAUAGAAGUUUUAAAAGGUAAAUAAAUAAACCAGGUCAGGUUUGUCUAUGUAAAAUUGUUGACAUCAAUGAUGUCUUUCCAUAUUCUUUAUCUGGGCUAAAGAAAUACAUUCUGUAUUUUUCCAGAUUUCUUUGUAGCCUUUGAAAGAUUUUUACAGUACUUAUGUCUUGAUUGAACUGUCCUUUCUUAAAACAAAAGCUUGUAUAAUUUUCUUACCUUGUACAGUUGGUAAACUUUUAUGAGAGAGUUGAUACCCUGAGUCUAAUGUCAGCUUCCUUUUAUUUUGCUGAAGUCUUUUCUAAAAAAAAAAACUAACAAAAAAAAUACCCAAACCAAACCAAACCAAACCAAUGGAGUUAAAAAUUAAUCACCAACGUGUUAAUUUUCUUCCCAGAAACUGGUAAAUAAUUAACAUAAGAAUGGUUAGGAGGCAUUUGAUUUUGGAAGCGUGUUUUAUUUUCUUGUUUUAUGGCAAAUAACGAUGUCUCAGUUUUGGUUAAGCAUGCUGCUUGCAUUGCACACAUUUCCUUGCUUUCUUUCUCCCUUUGUUUGGAACUCAGAAAUCUCGCAGCAGCCAAAUUCUGGAGUUGUUGAACCUUGUGCAGGUCCAGCUGCUGCACCGUGCCCUGGUUUGUGCCCUGGUUUGUGCCCUGGUUUGUGCCCUGGGAUCCAGGGAGCACAGAGGGGCUGAGGGGGGCUGGAAAUGCAGCUGGGGCUGGCUGGAAUUGCUGACAGCACACCAGGCUGCACUGGGAGCCCUUGUCCAGCCUAGGAAAUGCUGGAAUUCUGUGCUGGAACGCUCACCUGGAGAGGGGAGAGCAGCAAUUCACACUGAGCUUGGUGUGAGAACCAAAAAUUCCUCAUCAAUCAAUGGCAGUGGGGUGAUGGCACCCACCAGCAGCACCACUGAAGGUGUGGGUGUAGGAUUUACAUCCAGCAAUCAGGAACGUUUGAAAUCCCAAUUCCCUUUGGUUUUGUUUGGUUGUUUUCUUCAGCCCAGCUCCACUUCUGCUCUGUUCAAAUCCGGGCUAAUUGUUCAAUUAAUUGUACCAUUGCUGACCCCGUGUCCUCCUCCUCCUCCUCACAGGUGUGCUGUUCAUCCUUCACUGGUUAUUUUCUCUGCAGGGUUAUGCUCUUUAUGGUUGAACUGCAUGGUGUGAAAUGGGUGUUUCGAGCCAAACGCCAGUGCUGAGGGCUGGGGCUGAUUCGGUUUCUUCUCCACUGACCUUCCCUUGGACUUUGUGAUCAGGAGCGAGCCAAGCCCCGGGAUGAGGAUGCAGAACCCUGGGGAAGGAUCAGCUCUGCCUGCCAGCCCUGCUCCUGGAGGGCCUCUGGGUGAGGCUCAUUAAUGGAGGCCUGUGUUAAUUAAGGAACGCAGUGAUUAAUGCCUGAGGCAGAGGGUGCUGUUAACUCUCCCCUCUGGUCGUGAGCAGCACCUCAAGGACGGUUCCACACAAGCAGAAUCCUAUUUGCAGUUUCAUUUUGAUGCUCUUUGUUCUCGGUUGCAAGUUGGAAACACUUCCCAAAACUCCAUAGGAAAGUUUCCAAGUGAAUUGUCUCAGGCUCGUGUGUGAAAUCCAGCACUGUGUAUAUUUUCAGGAAUGUUGCUUUGUUUUUUUUAUCUUUCCUUAUUUUUAUUUUUUUUUUGGUGAUACUUAGAAGAGACCUGACAUUCCAUAAUCCACUAUGUAAUGCUCAGCUAGACUUUAAGAAUAUUUAAUUCUAAUUUACCUUUUGUUUAUGCUGGUGUUUUAUACAAUAUUUGUUCAUGUUUCAAACUGCAGCCACUGUAACUCGAUAAGUCAUUGCACUACUAAAGCUAUUGAAAAUCCUGGAAAUCUGCUAACUUUGCUUUCAUUUUCCAAACCUUCUGUACAGUUGGGAAUCCAGUCCAACAGGAAAUCCUUGGGCUUCCCAGAGGGUUCAAUGUGCUAUAAAUUCCCCACACACACACAAACCCCACAGAUUGUUGGAUACAUUUUUUCCACACAGUAUUUGCACUGUCGGUAAUUCCCUCCUCUUCCUCCCCUUCCCCCUCUGCAAUUCUGGAAAAGCUUAUUAAAAUAUUUUUAAACUUAC
Zonotrichia leucophrys gambelii is the source of this 4555-nucleotide messenger RNA. RefSeq names its product MIER1 transcriptional regulator (gene MIER1). Gene Ontology annotation, cellular component: nucleoplasm. The coding region runs from base 510 to 1958 and encodes 482 amino acids. NCBI's taxonomy places the organism in Eukaryota, Metazoa, Chordata, Aves, Passeriformes, Passerellidae. The transcript is spliced from 14 exons. Gene Ontology annotation, biological process: negative regulation of transcription by RNA polymerase II. Gene Ontology annotation, molecular function: histone deacetylase binding; transcription corepressor activity. The record is from RefSeq and is a predicted model, not a curated record.